Ixodes scapularis (black-legged tick) is the source of this 429-nucleotide messenger RNA. RefSeq lists its product as uncharacterized. The record is from RefSeq and is a predicted model, not a curated record. The transcript has 4 exons. NCBI's taxonomy places the organism in Eukaryota, Metazoa, Arthropoda, Arachnida, Ixodida, Ixodidae. The coding region runs from base 1 to 294 and encodes 97 amino acids.
AUGCAUAGCAAUGCUACCUUAAGUCCUGUUUCCAUGGAAAUAGGAUCUCUCUUGACACAUUAUGACGCCGCUGGUGGUGUCGGUAAACUUACAACUUCAAAUGUUCACGAAGAUUUGACUGUUGUAGAGCCGUUCGUUGGCAAGGCUCUCUAUUUGAAGAUCGUCCUCACCAGCAACAACAAUGAAGAGGUCUCCAAGAUAUAUGAUGUGGACUACAAAUGCAAGAACGCCAAGAAACUACUAGCUAAAGUUUGUCCAGACCCUUGCGCCUGGGAGCUAACCCGAGAGGUGUGAAGCGAUAUAAGCUCGAUUUAGGAAUUGAAACACACUGUGCUACCCGGUGCCAUUGUUCGGUGUUUCAGUUUAUCAUAUUAAUCAAUAUUGCGGUGGGCACGAGCCAGGAUCCCUUUCAAGUUACGUUUCAUUUCA